GGACAGCACUGCCUAUACUCGAAGACUUAUUUUACUAUGAGAACUAGGAAUCCAAGGAUUUGGAUACAUCUGAUGUUUAUAUCUUUACAAGCUCGUCAUUCCCAUGCUUUAAGUUCUCGAGACGCUCAAGUAGCGUCACUUAAACACUGUUGGGAUAUCCUAAAAUGUGAAAAUAAAACAUUUCUCACCGUGGUGACCAGCGCAUUUCCUUGCACCAAGGACCAAGACUCGAUACUUAACGAACUACGUCAUUCGGGCUACUUCGAUGUUUUUCAAGUGUGCCCUCCAAAUAUUACGCCAUCGGACACACUAGAUUUUCCUGGAAUAGGAGGAGUUAUCUGGGGUUGCUUCUUAUGUGCACAUCCCGAGAAAGCAGUUGGAUUCUUGAGAGGUGAUACAAGGCCGGUUAUAGAGGGCCAGUUGAAAGAGAAGAAGGGAAAGUGGCGAUUGUUUAGGAGGUGGAGAACGAGAUAUUUUACUUUGUCUGGAGCUCAUUUAAGUUGUCGAGGAUCAAGUGGUGGUGAAUCCAUUGAUGUCAACCAGAUCCGAUCAGUGAAAGUGUCUCGCGGAGCAAGGAACAUACCAAAAGCAUUCGAAAUAUUUACAGAAAAUCAAACCUUGAUCCUGAAACCGAAAGAUGGAAAGAAUGCAGAGGAGUGGGUUCAAUGUUUAAGUAUAGUCGUCGCACAUUCACAUGCGAAAGAGUUGCCUAACAAAAGUAAUUCGUUGCCUGCGAGAGGUAUCAGCUCUAGUCGAACGGUCAUGUGAAGUUUUCAACAUUAUUAUUGUUAUGACUGAAUUAACUAAAACUUGGAAAACUUGCCAUCAUUAAUGGUAUGGUACAUAAAUCUAUUUACGUUAUGUAGUAAUAACGUGUCACAAACUCGUCAUGGUAUUGUUUAUAUAAAAAUAGUUCAGUUGAUACAUAUAAUUAUUGAAUUAUUGAAAAUUGUGUGUUCAGCAAGCGUUAACUUCGUAUAUUUGUGUAAUAAAAAGUAGAGUGUGUGAGUGCAGUACAUCGAACGUCAUUUGUAGGAGUCUCAGAUGAGAAACACUAAUCUCUUUUUCAAUAAUAAGAUAAAAAGAAAGAUACAAAAAUAAUAGAUAACUGGCUGAUAUCAGGUAAAAAGAAUAAUAUAAAUCAAGUAAAUACAUCCAAUAUCAAUACGGCAAAUAUUUUUGGAAUAGUAUAGAGAAACAGCAAUUUCUGCAUAUAAUUGUAGGUCUCGAACAAACUUAUCGAUAUUUUUUUGUAAGUUUAACCACAUCCACGUGAUUACGUUAGUUGUUCUUACAUCAGACAAUUAAGUCCGCCACUCACGUUCCAACGCCGCAGUACGACUUAUUUUAAGGAGUACUAUUUUUGUUGACAAUAAGCC
Messenger RNA from Diabrotica balteata, 1379 nucleotides. The record is from the annotation of a GenBank genome assembly. NCBI's taxonomy places the organism in Eukaryota, Metazoa, Arthropoda, Insecta, Coleoptera, Chrysomelidae.